AUGCUCUUAUCGCCCAACUCGUCUACGAAGCAUAUUCAAGACGACGCUGCUUUGGCCGAGGACUCUGAUGAACUUCCCGAACACCUCAUGCACGCCACCACGAUGAAUUCCGAUCAGAUCGUCCUUCCGAGGCCGGCAGUGGACCGCAAGGAAUCCCUGCUGACUCGCGCGUUGAAGAGCAGCCCGGAGAUGUCCCCCACCGAACCUCACUCCUCCCACUAUGAAUCCUACAUGUACCGAUCCUACCCUCACAGCAACCUCAGUGGCAUCUCGACUGCCGAGCUCACCAGUGACGGUGGUCUUACAAGUCCGUCAUUGUCAGACACCGCCAGCCCGCCUUUACCCUCACAAAUGAUGAAUAACGCAUCGAUGGCGAAGAAGACUGUGGCCCCUAAAGUGCAAACGGCCGACCCCAGCGAGACUAGUGUGGAGGUUGGCCUUGGCCGCAAGCGAUGCAUCAGCUUCGCUUGUGGUCGUAAGACCGAUGAUAAGAAUGAGAUCAGAUCUCCCGUAUCACCCUCGGAAUCACAAGAGCUCCCAAAGCCCAAAGUCCACGCACUGGUAAUGCCUCCUGCGGAAGAAGCCCCGAUCCAACCAAUUAAGCGCCAAAGCACUCUCACAUUUGUGUGUCCUGGACGAGACACCGCUUGCGAGAGACAGCGAUCCCCCACACGCAAAUCUCCAAUUCGGCCGCGAUGCCGUGGUUCCCCUGCACCUGUUGCUCGCAGACCCUCUCCCCCUUUGAAGGAAUCUUCCAAGCAGAUGGCGAAGGAAGUGGCUAGCUCCGUUUCUACAGACCGCAAGGGCGUCCCGACUAGCGGACUGGGCAAGUUCGAGGAAUCCGAAGCUACUCGGUUCCAUGAAUUUGCUAGUUCUAUGGAUGAAGACGAUGAGUGGGUGACUAAGGAGACUGACUACACGGAGAAGAUCACCUUGAACGACUGUAUGAAGAAGGAGAUGGCCAUUCGCCGGCUUGGUGAACAGGCGGAAGAAGAGGCCUUGGAGGAGGAAGAAGAUAUGGAAGAUCUCGCUGAUGACGACUCGACCGUGCAUGACUUCUCUUCAGACGACGGCAAUGAAUCAGACAACGAGGCUGGCUUUGCAGAGUCAGAUGAGAGUGAUGAGGAUGGUUCCGAUUACGAAUUUUGGGGUUCGUCAAACGCUGUUUCAGAAUCUACCAGUCAGACUAUCGAUACACGUCCCUCCGUAAUGGAACGCCGCGCCUCAAACACAUCCUUUGACUCCAUGACGGAUGAUCACUUGUGCUGGCUUCCCGCCCCCGUACAAAGGCUCAGCGGUCGUCGCCCUUCCAAGAAUUCUAAAAGUAUCAAGAUCCGCCCGCGGACUCCGAACCUUCCUGAUAGCACCGAUUUUGUGUGUGGAACUCUCGACGAGGAUCGACCACUCGAAGUUGCCUACAAAUCGUGUCUCGAAGAGCGGCGCCGCGCAAAGGAGAUUCUCAUUCCUCAGGACAUCGACCCCAGUUUCCCCACCAGCGAUCCGGAGGACGACGAAGACCUUGAACCAUCCGAGCAAGAGCUUUCCGAUAUGUCCCCUGGCGUAGGUCAGCACGAUGAAUACUCUCGAGGACGGCAAGAGGGCGAGGCCCGCAAGCACUCUCCCCGCCACUCCCCUAAACGUCUGAUGUCUCCACCACCCCGUCGCGCUGGCCGCAUCUCUCCCAAGCGUCUCAAGUCCCCACCCCCACGCAUGAGAGCCAAGUCACCGAUUCCCCCUAAAUGGGAAUUCACUGAGGAUAUGCCCCUUGUCGAAUCCCCUGAAGGUCUCAACAUCAGCCACCUGGUACAGCGCCGACCCCUCGUCCGUACCAAGUCGCUUCCUCGCGUACCCAACCCUUUCUUUACUGGUCUUGAUAAGGACCACAGAUGGCAAGGUAUCUCCGAGUCGCCAGAGCGCGAACACUCACGUACCCGUGAACUACACACUCGUGGCCCCGUCGACAUUGUCGAGGGGCUCGAGAAGAAACGCCAGAAACGCAAAGAGAAGUUCUGGCGCCAACACUGCCGCAAAGCUGCCAAAGAGCAGAUGGGCAAACGGCCUAUUCCUGGCCAUGGAGCCGAACGGAUGAAGGAGCUUGGCCUCGAAGUUGCUGAGAGGUGCAGAGCUUACGGCGUCGGUCAAGACGCCCAGCUCGUCCUAUCCGUUUGA
Molecule: messenger RNA, 2169 nt
Organism: Penicillium paradoxum
Lineage: Eukaryota; Fungi; Ascomycota; Eurotiomycetes; Eurotiales; Aspergillaceae
Product: DUF2457 domain-containing protein
Exons: 1
Coding region: 1-2169 (722 amino acids)
Source: RefSeq, a predicted model, not a curated record